AUGGGAGGACGAGAGUGGGGGAUGAAUAAGAAAGGGGGAAAGGAACGACGGGGUGAGUAUGAGCAGGCCUGUCGCACCAUGGCGCGGCGGUGGAUGGGAGUGACGGCGACGAGGCAGAUGAUGGUGGAGCAGUUGGGGUUCCCUCUCCUCUCUCCCCCUCUCCUCUCUCCCCCUCUCCUCUCUCCCCCUCUCCUCUCUCCCCCUCUCCUCUCUCCCCCUCUCCUCUCUCCCCCUCUCCUCUCUCCCCCUCUCCUCUCUCCCCUCUCCUCUCUCCCCCUCUCCUCUCUCCCCCUCUCCUCUCUCCCCCUCUCCUCUCUCCCCCUCUCCUCUCUCCCCCUCUCCUCUCUCCCCCUCUCCUCUCUCCCCCUCUCCUCUCUCCCCUCUCCUCUCUCCCCCUCUCCUCUCUCCCCCUCUCCUCUCUCCCCCUCUCCUCUCUCCCCCUCUCCUCUCUCCCCCUCUCCUCUCUCCCCCUCUCCUCUCUCCCCCUCUCCUCUCUCCCCCUCUCCUCUCUCCCCCUCUCCUCUCUCCCCUCUCCUCUCUCCCCCUCUCCUCUCUCCCCCUCUCCUCUCUCCCCCUCUCCUCUCUCCCCCUCUCCUCUCUCCCCCUCUCCUCUCUCCCCCUCUCCUCUCUCCCCCUCUCCUCUCUCCCCCUCUCCUCUCUCCCCUCUCCUCUCUCCCCUCUCCUCUCUCCCCCUCUCCUCUCUCCCCCUCUCCUCUCUCCCCCUCUCCUCUCUCCCCCUCUCCUCUCUCCCCUCUCCUCUCUCCCCCUCUCCUCUCUCCCCCUCUCCUCUCUCCCCCUCUCCUCUCUCCCCCUCUCCUCUCUCCCCCUCUCCUCUCUCCCCUCUCCUCUCUCCCCCUCUCCUCUCUCCCCCUCUCCUCUCUCCCCCUCUCCUCUCUCCCCCUCUCCUCUCUCCCCCUCUCCUCUCUCCCCCUCUCCUCUCUCCCCUCUCCUCUCUCCCCCCUCUCCUCUCUCCCCCUCUCCUCUCUCCCCCUCUCCUCUCUCCCCUCUCCUCUCUCCCCCUCUCCUCUCUCCCCUCUCCUCUCUCCCCCUCUCCUCUCUCCCCCUCUCCUCUCUCCCCCUCUCCUCUCUCCCCCUCUCCUCUCUCCCCCUCUCCUCUCUCCCCCUCUCCUCUCUCCCCCUCUCCUCUCUCCCCCUCUCCUCUCUCCCCUCUCCUCUCUCCCCCUCUCCUCUCUCCCCCUCUCCUCUCUCCCCCUCUCCUCUCUCCCCCUCUCCUCUCUCCCCCUCUCCUCUCUCCCCCUCUCCUCUCUCCCCCUCUCCUCUCUCCCCCUCUCCUCUCUCCCCCUCUCCUCUCUCCCCCUCUCCUCUCUCCCCUCUCCUCUCUCCCCUCUCCUCUCUCCCCCUCUCCUCUCUCCCCCUCUCCUCUCUCCCCCUCUCCUCUCUCCCCCCUCUCUCUCCCCCCUCUCCUCUCUCCCCCUCUCCUCUCUCCCCCUCUCCUCUCUCCCCCUCUCCUCUCUCCCCUCUCCUCUCUCCCCUCUCCUCUCUCCCCCUCUCCUCUCUCCCCCUCUCCUCUCUCCCCCUCUCCUCUCUCCCCCUCUCCUCUCUCCCCCUCUCCUCUCUCCCCUCUCCUCUCUCCCCCUCUCCUCUCUCCCCCUCUCCUCUCUCCCCCUCUCCUCUCUCCCCCUCUCCUCUCUCCCCCUCUCCUCUCUCCCCCUCUCCUCUCUCCCCCUCUCCUCUCUCCCCCUCUCCUCUCUCCCCCUCUCCUCUCUCCCCCUCUCCUCUCUCCCCCUCUCCUCUCUCCCCCUCUCCUCUCUCCCCCUCUCCUCUCUCCCCCUCUCCUCUCCCCCAUCUUCCCCAUCUUCCCCAUCUCCCCCAUCUCCAUACCCCAUUUGCGCAAUGCGCCAUACCCCUUCCAAUGGCGCACCUUGGCGCGGCGGUGUAUGGGAGUGA
Closterium sp. NIES-65 is the source of this 1908-nucleotide messenger RNA. NCBI's taxonomy places the organism in Eukaryota, Viridiplantae, Streptophyta, Zygnematophyceae, Desmidiales, Closteriaceae. The record is from the annotation of a GenBank genome assembly.